Vicia faba (fava bean) is the source of this 2028-nucleotide messenger RNA. The record is from the annotation of a GenBank genome assembly. NCBI's taxonomy places the organism in Eukaryota, Viridiplantae, Streptophyta, Magnoliopsida, Fabales, Fabaceae.
AUGGCAGUACCAGCGGAAAAGGAUCACACACCGAAACCUGACUCCAUUAACGGUUGUUGUAACCAGUGGAAGAGCAAAUACUUGAAGGCUCAAGAAUCACGUAAUGCUCUUCGCCAAGCUGUCAAGUUCCUCGAAUGCAAAGUCAAUGAAAUUCAGGCCCACGACAAUAGAGAAUGUUAUGCUGUGGACAAGAAUGAACUCUAUAGCUUGAAGUCUCAGAGGGGAUGUGACGGGGGUACUAUGAAUUGGGAUGAGAAUGAGAAGGUGUUGGGGUUUCAAGCUUGUAUAGCUGAGAAGGACAAGGAAAUCUGUAGAUUGAAUGAGCUUUUGGAGAUUGAAAAGAGAAGAGCUGAUUCUAAGAGGAAGAGAGUUGCCGAAACUUUGAAGUUACUGGAACAAGAAAAGAAUAGGGGGGCGCAGAUUGCGAGAAUUAAAAUGGAGAAUGCUGAAGGGUAUAGGGUUCAUAUUGGUCAAUUGGAGAAACAGGUUAGUGAAGCAAAACAGAAAUCGACAUGUGAGAUGUCUGCAUUUAAAAAGGUGAUCCGAAGGUUUGAUUGUAAAAGGCGCAAGAUAUUGGAAGAGAAAAGAAGAGCUGAGUUAGAGAUGACAAAAGCGAACCAAAAGUUGGAGGAGGUUGAAAAACUCAGAGUCGUUGAGAUGGUUAAACUAAAUGAACAAAAGGCGCUUGUAGAAGAUAACUGGAGCAAGUUCACGGAAGAGAAAUGUCGCGCUGAUCAGAUGUCUCAGCAGCUAGAAGAAGAUAAGAGGACAAUUGAGGAUUUGAAGCGGAGGAUAUAUGAGCUCUCAUCCCUAAGAGAACAUGUUGAAAUGGCCACUGAGAUCAGUGCGGAAGCUCAAAGUAGCCGACGCUCUGAAGUGAAACAUUUGAAAAGAAAUCCAGUGGUUGAAAAGUUACAAGCAAAGCAUACCAAGCAAAAAUAUAAGUUAGAAGCAAGUCAUUACGGUAUUUUACGACACGAAUUAGGUCGUCUAAAGAUUUGUUUUGUUCAGCUUCUACAUCGCUUUGAUGUGCUGGACACAUCCUUUUUUCCUGUUUCAGGGAGUAUACAAGACCAAACAAAGAAGUUUUUCGACAUGGAUAAUUUUGGUUUGGUGGUGACUGUUUUGAAGUCUCUAAUUAUGUCACUCGAGGGUGAGAGUCUAUCUGAUGUUACUGCUUCUUCUCUUCCUUCAAUGAACCACCUGCAUACUGAAUUUUGCACAAAUGUUAGUUGCCCCUUCUUAGAAAGCGAUGAAUCCAUUGACGCCAUUGCAAGCUUGCUCUUAGAUGAGAUAAAGAGCUGCUGGCUUCAACGGAUAAAACACGUUGAUUUAUCAGACUGUGGAUUGAUGCCAGACAAUGAUAAUGUUGGACAAUGGUCUAAUGGUGAAGCAGAUCAAUAUGCCACUAACAAGAACAAUGAUGUGUCCAGUCGUUUGAGAAAGUGUUUGGUUUCUGAUACUCGACCACAUGCUCUUAAGAAUGCAAUCCUCUGCCGCCUUAGUGAUAUUGUAUCAUUAGUGGAACUGGUAGCAAACAAAAUGAGGUGGCAUUGGACUGAUAUCAAACUUGUUCCUCAGCUGCUCGACAUGCUUGACACAUGUGCCGAGGAAAAAAUCGUCAUUGCUAUCAUUGUACUUCUCGGUCAACUUGGGAGGAUUGGAAUUGAUAAUGGCGGAUAUGAAGACCGAGGAGUUGAAAACCUGAGAUGUAAUUUGUUUGCAUAUUUAUGCCGUGUCUCUUCCACCAAAGCAUGCCUUUCUGUUCAAAUUGCUACUGUUAAUGUUCUCUUUGGCCUUCUUCCUAUUGGUCUUGAAACCCUUUUCCUUACUAACAUCAGUCUUUCGGCAUAUUCUAAGUCUGUUUCAGACAAUGUUGAAACUUUGAGGAAGUGGUUUUUUGGACUGGAUCAAGAAGAUCAACAAAUAUUGCUAUCUGGUAUUUUAAAACACACUGAUGUAUAUAACAAGUCAAAUUUGUCUGUACUUUCACAUUUAAAUAGGUUUCCCGAGCCGAUGAUUCAUUGA